Molecule: messenger RNA, 1014 nt
Organism: Lottia gigantea (owl limpet)
Lineage: Eukaryota; Metazoa; Mollusca; Gastropoda; Lottiidae
Exons: 2
Coding region: 1-1014 (337 amino acids)
Source: RefSeq, a predicted model, not a curated record
AUGACGUAUCGACGUGAUGCAGAGGCAAUGGACUUUGAUAUAGAUGCAUUGAAUCGGAAGAUGAGAAUGGUUGAUCCAAACGAUGUGUUGGAUAUGAGAGAGCGAACGGCGUCGGCGGAGGAAUUAGGUGAACGAGAUGAUUCGGACAACACUUCUGAUGAAGCAACAUCACCACCAAAGCAGACCAACAAGUAUAUUUCUUUGAUUACCAAGUACCAGGCUCUGUUUGCUAUAAUGCCAUUCCUGUCUCUACAUAGUAACCCAUGUUUUCUAAAAGCUGCUAAGGAUUUUGUCAAGAGGUUAGCUUUAACAUCUCAUCUAAUAGAUCUACGUAAGAAGCUGCCAUCAAAAGCUUGUAUCACCUGCGACGGUUUUACAUCACCAAGUCGUGGUCUAUCGCCAGAACGGAAGAAGAAAUGGACUCUACCCCUGUGUGAUAAAGUUCUUCCGGAUUUUUCUACCUUGCAAAUAUACGAGGACACGAUCCACAACUUUAGUUCAAUUCGUAUUUCCAACGAAUCUAUUUUUGCGGAUGGUGACACUUGCCAUAGUUUACCAACGAUGCUUCAUGCUCCGCAGAUCGACGAGGAAUGUUACGGUAAUUACGUAGAUAGACGAGAAGCAGAAGAGACCCUAGUACAGCAGUCAAUGGCGGAACAAAUCAGCGACUAUGUGACAUUUCCAGCCGUGACAUCGAAGUAUAAAAAUCGCGAAAAUCUUACGUUCCACGACUCGACACCGACUAAUGUUUCCAGGCUGCCCAUAAAGUAUAUAAGUCAAAAUGUUGGGGUAAAAAAAAAAUUUCUCGACCUGAAUAGGCUGUACAGACAACGUCAACAUCAAAGAUAUCGAAAGAAGCACAUGCAAAGACAAUUCUCUAUUUUCUACCAACCGACUGCAAUCGAAGAAGAUCCUGAUAUAACGAUACAAAAUACAGUCAAUUUCUGUAUGAAUAUGUCAUCACCAAUUAAAUCCGAAAGUUUGAACCAAUCUUCAGAAGAUUUGUCUGAUUAA